This is a messenger RNA of Pimephales promelas (fathead minnow), 2142 nucleotides long. It is a transcript of the gene phlda1, whose product is annotated as pleckstrin homology-like domain, family A, member 1. The record is from RefSeq and is a predicted model, not a curated record. Gene Ontology annotation, biological process: positive regulation of apoptotic process. Gene Ontology annotation, molecular function: phosphatidylinositol phosphate binding. NCBI's taxonomy places the organism in Eukaryota, Metazoa, Chordata, Actinopteri, Cypriniformes, Leuciscidae.
CAGUGGGCGGUCCGCGCUUGAAAGAAAACCCCCGUGCGCGCUCUGUCCCGAUCAUCGCAGACCCGGGACAUCCAUCCGUCCGCCUACCUAGGCUGCUACAGUCCCAACCCGAAUCCGAGCCCAGACCCAGUCCCUCACAGGCUCGUUUCAUGCGCGAUCUGACGAGAUGCUGGAGUCCGGUGGCGGCGCGCGCGUGCUGAAGGAGGGCGCGCUGGAGAAGCGCAGUGACGGGCUGUUGCAGCUGUGGAAAAAGAAGCGCUGCGUGCUGACCGAGGACGGGCUGAUGCUUCACCCACACAAACACCACCACCACCACCACCCCCACGACACCGGCUGCAAGGUGAAGGAGCUGCACUUCGCCAACAUGAAGACCGUGGACUGCGUGGAGCGCAAGGGGAAGUACGUGUACUUCACGGUGGUGAUGUCCGAGGGCCGAGAGAUCGACUUCAGGUGCCCGCAGGACGAGGGCUGGAACGCGGAGAUCACGCUCCAGAUGGUCCAGUACAAGAACCGCCAGGCGAUCCUGGCCGUGAAGUCCAGCCGGCAGAAGCAGCAGCAGCUGCUGAUGGUCUCCUCGCAGAAGAUGCUCCGAAACGCGCAGUAGGACGCGUGAGACCCGCGGAGCCUCUCCGGAGUGCGCGAGAUCAAAGGACACUCCCGCGUGGAAGCGCGUUGCUGGAGCGCGGAGCUCGCGGGCGUCGGUUCGGUGUCACCUUGUGCACUUGGACGCGCGCGCAGACGCUCUUCAUGCAUUGAAAGACAUCACGGCUGAGUUAUCAUCAUAUACCGGACGGGAAUAUCGCCUCGGAGACUGUAGGGGGGCCGGGGCAAGUUGUCACACUGAGGUUUAUUGUCUAGCAGUGCUUAUGCGUGUUGGUUUCAAACAUCUAUCUUCAAGGACAGUAAUAUCUGUGUUUUGUUUAUCUGUAAAAUCACGCUGGGAUGUACGGUGAGAGCAUAUAAUGAAGGUAGAUUUGAGAUUGUUUUCUCCAAUAAUGCAAGGUUGGGGCAAGUUGUUAUGAGGUAUUGAAUUAAAAUCCUUUUUUUUUUUGUUGAUAUUUUAGAAUUAUUUUAUUUUCCCAUUGUGACAACAUGCCCCAAUUAAUUGUAUUUCUUUUUUUUUUGGCUGUAAUGGUGUAAAUGUUCAUAUGAUUUCUGAAGCAAAUACUUUAAAGUCUGUAUUUAUACAGAAACUGCCUGAAAAUACCCCGAGUGAAAGGUGUGACAACUAACCCGUGGUCUCUCUUCUAUGUGUAUGGGUUAUAAAUGUGAAAUGCCAUCACCGUUCAUCUGUCUUGAACAGAAGUGCCAUCAUCACUUUCCACACCGCGGUUUCAUUUGUCAGUCUUGUGCGGCUCUGGACGUGUGAUCAAUAUCUUCCAGGAGAGCGAGAGGCUAAUUUGUCACGGUCCAGAUCGCAGUCUGCAUGUGUGUGUGCUGGGAUUUUAAAGAGACCACCCGAGUGUCACACAUCCAGUGGAAAACUGCAGACUCCUGAAACCCGAAACACCUGAUCUUUAUUGAUCAAUCACUUCUGCAUUUGAUUAUAUAGCCUAUUUAUUUGUAUAUAUUUUGUAACUGGUCAUUUGCAUAUCUGAAUGUUGGGUUAUGUCUCUUAAUGCAUUUCACAAUCUCAGAAUAAGCUUUUUGAUUACUUUUUUAUUCUUGUAACUGGUUUGGAUGGAAGAUUCACAUUUGACCAAUGCUGUUUUUGAAGAUACCUUAUUGGUUCGCGUUGUUGCAUUUCAAACCAAAGAAUGUAUUUCAUGUUAUUGGGUGGAUUAUGUGGACAUGACGUAACUCAUACUCUGUUAAGGUUCAUUCAUUUGAAUUAUGAACGUGACCUCAGUCCGUGUGUUAGACGCCAUAUUUGAUGCAGUGUUGAAACACUGGGAAAAGUCUCAAAUGUCUUCUCUUCAUUCCUGCCGAACUAAAUGUGGCCUCUAUCCUGACUGAUCUGUGUGUCCUGAUCGAUAGUGCAUUACAUAAAGCGUCUCAGUUGAAUGCAGCGACUGAACAGGACUGGAUAUUGUUGAUUCAUCAGAUGAUCUCUGUCGAGUCCUGCGUGACAAUGACAUUUUCUGAUGGAAAUGCCACUUUCAUACCUUUGAAAUAUACAUUCCAUUUCAAAUGAAUGUUGAA